CGCGAAAGCGGCAGGCGGUGAGCGCGGGUAGCCAGCGAGCGCGGACAGGCCCUCCCCGGCGGAGGCCGCACCGCGCGGGCGGCAAUGGAGCGCGACUAGGGCCGGCGGGGCAGGCAGGAAUCCUAGGAGGUGCUUCAGUGAUGGGAUGGACUAGUUUAAGUGAUAGUCAUGAACUCUCCACAUUAACUGCUGCCUCCUCACCCUGAUUGAAGAGAACCUAGGUUGAGGGAGAAGGGAAGGAGGCCACCAUGAAGCUGAAACAGCGAGCUGUCCUACUGGUCAUCCUCAUCAUCAUCUUUAUCUUUACAAAAGUUUUUCUUAUUGACAACUUGGACACUUCAGCUGCCAACCGUGAGGACCAACGGGCCUUUCACCGAAUGAUGGCCAGCCUGCGUGUAGAGUUGGAUCCCCGCCUAGAGCAUACCUUGCAGUCUCCUUGGGAGAUUGCUGCUCAAUGGGUAGUUCCCCGGGAGGUGUACCCAGAAGAGACCCCAGAGCUGGGGGCUAUCAUGCAUGCCAUGGCCACCAAGAAAAUCAUUAAAGCUGAUGUGGGUUACAAGGGAACUCAGCUGAAAGCCUUGCUGAUACUUGAAGGAGGGCAAAAAGUUGUCUUCAAACCUAAGCGAUAUAGCCGAGACUAUGUGGUCGAAGGGGAGCCAUAUGCUGGUUAUGACAGGCACAAUGCAGAAGUAGCAGCCUUUCACUUGGACAGGAUCUUGGGAUUCCGCCGAGCCCCCUUGGUGGUUGGGAGAUUUGUGAAUCUUCGAACAGAAAUCAAGCCUGUUGCCACAGAGCAAUUAUUGAGCACAUUCUUGACUCUUGGUAACAACACUUGCUUUUAUGGGAAGUGUUAUUAUUGCCGAGAAACAGAGCCUGCAUGUGCAGAUGGAGACAUAAUGGAGGGAUCUGUUACACUGUGGCUUCCAGAUGUCUGGCCUCUGCAGAAGCACCGGCACCCUUGGGGCAGGACUUACAGGGAGGGGAAGCUUGCCAGGUGGGAGUACGAUGAUAGCUACUGUGACGCCGUGAAGAAGACAUCCCCUUAUGACUCCGGCCCCCGGCUCCUGGAUAUCGUCGACACCGCCGUCUUUGAUUAUCUGAUCGGCAAUGCUGACCGUCACCACUACGAGAGCUUUCAGGAUGAUGAGGGUGCCAGCAUGCUUAUUCUCUUGGAUAAUGCCAAAAGCUUUGGGAACCCUACACUGGAUGAAAGAAGCAUCCUCGCCCCUCUCUACCAGUGUUGCAUAAUCCGGGUCUCCACGUGGAACAGGCUGAACUACCUAAAGAACGGCGUGCUGAAGUCUGCCUUAAAGUCGGCCACAGCCCACGACCCCAUCUCCCCCGUGCUGGCCGACGGGCACCUGGACGCCACGGAGCAGCGGCUCCUGAGCAUCCUGGCCACCGUCAAGCAGUGCACGGACCAGUUUGGGACAGACACGGUGCUGGUGGAGGACAGGAUGACGCUCUCCCACUUGUAAUUUUAGGGGAACACAAAUGAAACUUCUUUUUACAAAUGAUAGAAAAACAGCACAAUUGAUUCUGGAUGGACCGACGGGCAAAGACUGAGGGCAGCACGCGGGGCCCGGUGCCAGGCAGCGGCUCUGUGAGAAGCUGAAGCGCUGACUGAAAGCGGCCCUGCACAGCCUCCUGCCGCCCUGGCAUCGCUCUUCCGGGGGUGUCAUCCUGAGUAACGGGCGCACAGCUGCAGAAGCUUGAAUUCCGGGCUGAGGAGGACUGCCUGCAGCCUGGGGUGGGAAUGAGGACACGAGAGGGCUCCGGAGCGUGCGUGCGUGCUGUGUGUGUGUG
Messenger RNA from Gracilinanus agilis (Agile Gracile Mouse Opossum), 1806 nucleotides. It is a transcript of the gene FAM20B, whose product is annotated as FAM20B glycosaminoglycan xylosylkinase. Gene Ontology annotation, biological process: protein phosphorylation. The coding region runs from base 249 to 1478 and encodes 409 amino acids. The transcript has 8 exons. Gene Ontology annotation, cellular component: Golgi apparatus. Gene Ontology annotation, molecular function: phosphotransferase activity, alcohol group as acceptor. The record is from RefSeq and is a predicted model, not a curated record. NCBI's taxonomy places the organism in Eukaryota, Metazoa, Chordata, Mammalia, Didelphimorphia, Didelphidae.